This is a messenger RNA of Pristis pectinata (smalltooth sawfish), 438 nucleotides long. RefSeq names its product lysozyme C, tracheal isozyme-like. The coding region runs from base 1 to 438 and encodes 145 amino acids. Gene Ontology annotation, molecular function: lysozyme activity. The record is from RefSeq and is a predicted model, not a curated record. NCBI's taxonomy places the organism in Eukaryota, Metazoa, Chordata, Chondrichthyes, Rhinopristiformes, Pristidae. The transcript has 4 exons.
AUGAAGGUUCUUGCAGUCCUCAGCAUCUUGCUCCUGGCCACCAGGAUCGAAGCCAUCUCGCGAUGUGAGCUCGUCAACGCGGUAGCCAACUCCCAGCUGACGCAGUACGCCAGUGUGGCAGACUGGGUGUGCCUGGCCUACUAUGAAAGCAGUUACAACACAUAUGCAAUUGAUUAUGACAGAAACAGCAAUGGACAGGUCUGGUCAGCGGACUUUGGGAUAUUUCAGAUCAACAGUUAUUGGUGGUGCUACGAUGGAAAUCUUCCAAACGCUGCAAAUGGCUGUAACAUUAACUGUGAUGGUACGUUAACCGACAAUCUGCAAAAUUCCAUUAAUUGUGCAGCCGUAGUGGCACAACAACAAGGAAUGCAGGCCUGGUACGGCUGGCUAAACAAUUGCAGGGGACGACCGAUUCAACAGUUCGCUGACGGUUGCUGA